Molecule: messenger RNA, 642 nt
Organism: Acanthosepion pharaonis
Lineage: Eukaryota; Metazoa; Mollusca; Cephalopoda; Sepiida; Sepiidae
Source: the annotation of a GenBank genome assembly
AUGUCUGUCUUUUCUUUUUAUAUUUCACUCUCUAAGGAGUUACUACUUGGUAAGAUUUUCGUUACUUAUCUCUCUCUCUCUCUCUCUCUCUCUCUCUCUCUCUCACUCUAUCUAUCUAUUAUAUAUAUAGUACCGUGGAUGGCAGAAGGCAGCAGUCUAUCAACGCACAGCUCAGCUAAUGAUAUCAGAGGUGAUGAAAGGCAACCUGCAACAUCUCCAUUAUCCCACCAUACAGAAGCGGUAGGAUAUUUAAAUAAACAGGAAAAGCUGUUAAACGCAGUUGCGCUAAUACAGCAAGUUUUGGAGAGCAGUUUUUCCUCCGAACACAGCAAAGAGGCAAACAAGACGGAACUAUCGAAACUUACUAGAGAAGUGUUUCCUGCAGCGAAAAAAGAAACAUUAGCCAUGACUGAUUUAACAGAAAAAGGUAAACAAAUUAAGAGGCGUGACUUGUUACUCAACCCUAAGACAAAACUAGCACUGAAGAAUUUGAGAAAAGCAAAACUAUUUAACAUCAGGAGAAAGAGAAUCGGUGAAUUGGGCUACAAUAUAGAACACACUGAAAGUGAAAAAAACAGCAAUAAACGAGAUUGUGGUGACCCAGAUGUUGUCAGAAGAAAUGUGGAUGGAUGUAGUAUGUGA